Molecule: messenger RNA, 4211 nt
Organism: Gadus chalcogrammus (walleye pollock)
Lineage: Eukaryota; Metazoa; Chordata; Actinopteri; Gadiformes; Gadidae
Product: ras-related protein Rap-1A-like
Exons: 8
Coding region: 2023-2580 (185 amino acids)
Biological process (GO): negative regulation of synaptic vesicle exocytosis; Rap protein signal transduction; cellular response to cAMP
Cellular component (GO): plasma membrane
Molecular function (GO): GDP binding; GTP binding; GTPase activity
Source: RefSeq, a predicted model, not a curated record
CUAGCUAAUAAUCCCAGUUAAAUGUAUACUCCGCUUCAGAGUAUAUCGUCAACUAUUAUAGUUAAGACCAGCUAGUGUAUUUUGAUGCAUGCUGUUUAUUUGGUAUAGUAUAUGGGAGAAUAAACAUUGUCCGUAAGUAAAAACGUACUGUGCACUCCCAUUUUAGUCAAGGCCAGGCGGAAGGGCAGGUAAUGUUAGCAUCGGUUUGGUCUUUAUGGGUAAAUGCGUUUUAUUCUGGGUGGCUAGCAUGUCUACUCAUGUAUUUAAUUUCACCUAACAAUAAAACACAAUGAGUUUGACAUCGUGGAUAUGUCUAAUUGUGUUUUGAUCUCUUUCUUGGAGAGGAAUGUACAGGCUAGCUAGCUAGCCUGUGAAGUGUCGGUAGCCCUUUUCGUCGCAGUCUGUUGGCUAGUUAGCAUUAUUUAGCUAACGAGCUAGUUAAAAUGGCUUAGUCUAUUGGCUGCACUGAAGGCAGAUCCCGGAUAGUGUAUUAAAGACCUUCAUUCAAUGUAAUUCUCGUCUCACGAGCUCGUCGAUGGGUAGUAUUGUAAAGUCAAAAUACUCAUGUAAUUAAAGCGCUGUUAAAAUGCCCAACCUCGAUCUGGCUCGAGGAAUGUUACCGCUGAGCUCUGUACCCACAGACGGCACAUAACGGGAGGACCUGGUGGGCUAACCGUAUGGCAAUUGUGUGGGUAACCGUUACAUUAACUCACUUGGUAUGAUCAUGGCUCUAAUGCCUUAUCUUGUCAAGGGUUAACGGUGUAUUACAGCCUGUUGCAGUAGACAAUGCCGGUAGGGUUCUGCUAGCGAAAAGAGAAGGUGGAAUAUAUUUGAAAACUAUAUUGAGGACGUAUCUCAAUAGAGGCUCUUGGUGUUGAAAAUGGAUUCUCGUGUUUCACUAUGCGUGCCCUCACCAGAAGAUCAUUUUCUUCAGUCUAAAUAAUCUGCCUCAUCCGGUGUAUGUCCACUCUAUAAGACCGGGUUUGGUGAUGAGAUGUAGGAUAUAAAACACUUCCUCCUCCAAACAAGCUCCCGUGUCCAGGGUCCUAAACAGGAACAGAGACUUAAAGCCUAUUUUAGUAGCCACUCUUUUCCACGAUAUCAGCAAGAGGCCGACUGGUGCUCUGCAAAGAGGAUGUGGUUACAGGUCACGUAACCACGACAAGCGCAUGCCACUUGCACAUGCCUCUUUAAUUUUGAACAUAUUGUAGUCUAGCAUGUUUCUUUACCAAUUGUCUUUCCUUGUUAUCCUACUCCUACUGCAACUGGGUUUCUGUUUCUGUUUUUGUUUUAUAAUGAAGAUACUGGUAUCGCUUGUUGAGUUUUAGGCCAGAAAGUAAUCAGACGGACUUGUGGUUGAUGUAAUUUGCGUAUUGAGCAUCUGUUAUCAUAUUUCAAACAUUUUCCGGGGCGUUGAUUCACACUUUCUUUAAGCGUAGCAGUGGUUCUCAGAAUUUAGGGUUGUUCUCUUGAAGUUUGGCACCUAUGAUUUACCGGAAAGGAUGUCACUUUUAUUUUUUAGAAUGGCAUUGAGUAAUAAAAAAACGACAAAAACGUAGUAUCAAUAUAACGUGUUUCAACGAUGAAACUUGUUUCCUUUUCCCCCAUCUGCAUCGCAUGUUGUAAUGCAGCAUACGUCACAUAGCCAGCCAACGAGGGGAUGGUCUUACAUGUGUCAGUUUUGGGCGGAUGUGUGGUUUGACAAGAUCUGUGGAAUGGGGCAAGGGAGACAGCCAGUAGCUGUCAAUCACGUGUGCCCCAUGCUGACUCAGAGCUUCAUCACAUUGUCAUAUCCUUUGCAAAGCCAGGAAGUGGUGAUGACGGUCAGAUACUUGUAUCAGGAUACUAGUCUUCUACUUGCCUCAGCAAUCACGGUGCAUUUUAGUUUUGCGCUCAUAGGAGACGCAGCCCGUGAAGACGCGCUGCCAGAGAGCCCUCCUUGAGCUUUCAACCGUACAUGGAGACAUACCUUUGUCCAUAGAGGUGCAGACUGCUGGGGCUGUCCGGUGAAGCGAUCCCGCCAUGCGUGAAUACAAGUUAGUGGUGCUAGGAUCAGGAGGUGUGGGCAAGUCUGCUCUGACGGUUCAGUUCGUACAGGGGAUCUUUGUGGAAAAGUAUGACCCGACAAUAGAAGACUCGUACAGAAAGCAAGUGGAGGUCGAUGGACAGCAAUGUAUGCUGGAAAUUCUCGACACGGCAGGAACCGAGCAAUUCACGGCUAUGAGGGACCUGUACAUGAAGAAUGGCCAAGGCUUCGCACUGGUCUACUCCAUCACGGCACAGUCGACCUUCAACGACCUCCAGGACUUGAGGGAACAGAUCCUACGAGUAAAGGACACUGAGGAUGUGCCUAUGAUCCUGGUGGGGAACAAGUGUGAUCUGGAGGACGAGCGCGUGGUGGGGAAGGAGCAGGGCCAGAACCUGGCCAGACAGUGGAACCACUGUGCCUUUUUAGAGUCCUCCGCUAAGUCAAAGAUCAACGUCCUCGACAUCUUCUAUGACCUGGUCAGACAGAUAAAUAGGAAAACGCCAGUGGAAAAGAAGAAGGCGAAAAAGAAAUCCAACUGUGUUCUGCUUUAAAGACCCCUACCCCCUGCAGCAGCUCUGAGCCAGAAUGCUGUAAUGAAGAACUGUUGCCCUGAUUGGAACGUGCCAGCAUUCCGAACAGCCCCUCCCCUCCCAAUCACCCUGCUCCUCCCUUCCCCACACACCCCUGACUCCCUCCCCCCUCCCCCCCCUCCUCUACCCCGCACCCCAUCCUCCGCCAUCCGCCAUAAAAAGUGAAUCAGCUGACCGGUCUGUUCCCGACACGGAGACGGGGACGAGGGGGCCCAGCUCCCUCCCUCACUGUCUCUCUCUCACCUGCGAGGGACCCGUGUCAUGUGUCUCUGCAUCAGUGUUGAUUUAAACCCCGUGAACGGACAGUGUGUACAUCCAAACCACCGCAAACUCUUUAACAACAACAACCAUGACGACGAAGAUGAUGAAAUAGAAAAGCCUCUUACCGCAGCUCAACUGCGGAUUCGUCGUCUGCUUACUUUGCCCUUAUUUUUAUUUUUAUAAAUUCUCUUAUUUUUAGAUGUUUGACGGAAAAAAAUAAAAAAGGAAUAAUACCAACCAUUAAGAGGGGGGGGAUAAAAAAACAAGUUAUAACGUCAAUUCAGUAUUUUUCCGUCUUGGCAAUAUGAAUAGAUUGUUGCGAAGACAUGGAAAGUGGACCUCUUUAGUUGUAUGGUUAUAAUGAAUCUUCAAAAAGCAUGAAAUACCACAUCUGUUAAAAGUGUAGAUGUCUUCAAAGUGAACUCAAGUGGAGAAGUGAAAGUUUUUUUUAGUUUUUCUUUUUAUAGCCAUGACCCGAUCCUCCAUGGCUGUCAUGUCAGUGGUAAUAGAACAACAUCCAUGUUUUGUUUUUCUUUUGUUUUCCUUUUGUUUUAGUUUUGCCCAAUUGUUCAUGGACCUUCUCUCUUCUCCAGAUAUCUCUCUGAAGUGACUUAAUUUUAUACUGUCACUGGGAUUUCAUAGCUCCCAUAAUAUAUUCUAAUGCCAUUUUUGCAUAAUGAUGCUUCAGAAAAAAAAUGGGUAUUUUAUAGAAGAAAUAUGGGGGGAAUUAAGGAUUGAUUUCUAUGUCUCUUGAAGCCGAAAUAUAUUAUACUAAAACCAACUCUAAUAAUGCUUCUUUUGUUUUUUUUGUUUUAUUUUUUUUUGUCAAAUGAUGUUCCAGCUUUUAUGGAUUAUUAAAGUACAUUUUAGUACAUUUUCAUUAUAUUGGUCAAUGUAUUUUUGUGAAUUAAACUUUUAUCCAAAGCGUAUUUGACUUGAUUUUAGAAAGUGAACUCCAACCUCGGUGCUCUGACCUUUGUAAUUUUGGGUACCAAAAAAUUGGUAAUCAAAUACGUGCCAGUAGAGCAGGAAUAAAUAACUUUUUAUGAUAUGAACGAAUUAUAAUUGGAUAGCCAGUCGUUUUAAAAUAGAUUGAAGAAGUUGUUUCCCAUUAAUAAUUUCAAAGAAGUAGUCCUGUUAUCUUGGUGACCUCUAGGGGGCAGUGUCUACUUAAAUAUUUUACGGUCGCGCUUAUUCAUCUUCUGAACAAGAAGGUGUCAGCCUGUUUCUUAACAUUUGUAACCAGUGGUGUUGCCUUAUCUCAGGAAUUUACGAAGCUCUCCAUACAUCUACCCUCCCUGUUAAAAAUGAACGUAAAACAAAAAUAAUUA